Trichomycterus rosablanca is the source of this 2454-nucleotide messenger RNA. RefSeq names its product anaphase promoting complex subunit 5 (gene anapc5). The transcript is spliced from 17 exons. The record is from RefSeq and is a predicted model, not a curated record. The coding region runs from base 94 to 2397 and encodes 767 amino acids. Gene Ontology annotation, cellular component: anaphase-promoting complex. Gene Ontology annotation, molecular function: protein binding. Gene Ontology annotation, biological process: anaphase-promoting complex-dependent catabolic process; protein K11-linked ubiquitination; positive regulation of mitotic metaphase/anaphase transition. NCBI's taxonomy places the organism in Eukaryota, Metazoa, Chordata, Actinopteri, Siluriformes, Trichomycteridae.
UAAUAAUGGCUAGACUGAUUCAGGUGGUCUCGUUAGCUCAGCAGAUGUGUAGUUAAUAUCGAAGUUGAGUACUUUAGGAAGAGUAGUAUUAGAAUGGCGACUGUACAGGAGGGGGUGUACUCCAGCCCUGCUGUUAUGGGUGCAGGACUGGUACAGGGGAACAUGUUUGGGAUUAAGGACUGGGUUACACCGUAUAAAGUCUCAGUAUUAGCACUGCUGUGUGAGAUGAGCUCCAGCAAUCAGAAUCAACCUGCAAUCAACCUUCAGCACAGGAGGAAACUCAACCUGCUCAUCCUCCCACUCCAACAGGGUCCUGAUUUAACGUUCGAGCAGUUCCUCAGUACAGUAGAAGAUUGUUCUCCUCUUAUCAUGAAUUCUGUUAAACAAAGGUUGUGUUCGAUGGCGGAGAAAGAGCUUCAGGAUAUGGAACAUUUCUUUGCCAUGCUGCCCUCCGCAUUUAGUGACUCUGAGGCCUUCAGAACCAGUGUGGUGGGUCUGUUCAUGCGUCAAAUGCUGCUGGCGUACAACAAGCUCUCCUUCAGUCAGGUCUACAAGCUCUACAAAGCUCUGCAGCAGUACUGUUCUCGUGGAGAACAAAGCCGGCCUGACGUCUCCAUUCUCACCAACGACCAGAUGGAGCUAACGGCUAACGAAGACGUCAGCGUCGACGACACUCCGAAGAUCGAGCUCCACAUCCCUCCUCAGCACCAAUCAGAUCUCCCGUGUGACGAGACCGGAGGGCCGCUGUCUCAGAAACAGGCGGAAUAUUUCCUCGCACGGCAGGCGUACAUGUUGAAGAACGAUGAGAACAAAGCGAUGAGUCCUGAUAAACUUCAGGAUGAGCUCAACAACAUCCUCAAGUUCAACCCUGACUUUGCUGAAGCUCACUAUCUGAGCUAUCUGAACAGCGUUCGCGUGCAGGACGUCUUCACCUCCACUCACAGCCUGCUGCACUACUUCGACCGACUCAUCCUGUCCGGCGCAGAAGGAAAGAGUAACGGAGACGAGGGAUUCGGACGCAGUCUCCGAUACGCCAUCCUCAACCUGGCAACCCUGCACUGUCGCUUCAACCACUAUCAGCAGGCUGAUCUCGCUCUUCAGGAGGCCAUACGGAUCGCUCAGGAGGCUAACGAUCACGUCUGCCUUCAACACUGUCUGAGUUGGUUGUACACGUUGGAGCAGAUGAAGGGAUCGGAGAGUGCUGUCCUCACCGAAGACUCUGUGAAAAUGGCCGCACAUUUCUGCCUACCUUACCUGGCAUGUCUGGGUGUUCAGUCUCUGGUCCAGCGGGAGGCGCUGCAGGGCGUCUCCGCCCCCCAGCUGUUAGAUGCCCAGCGCAGGACCAGCGUGCUCCUGUGGAAGCAGAGUCUAAACGAACUGAUCGAGAUCAGCCUGGCACAGACCGCCUCCCUGUGGAAGAUGUACGGCAAGAGCAUCAUGGCUCUCCAGCAGUCUCAGCUCCUGUUGAACCUGAACAGUUUGGAGCCGGUGAAUUUCGGCGUUCAGCAGAACAACACCGAAGCGUUCACCUUCGUCCUGUGUCACCUGGCACAGCUCCACGCUGAGCAGGGCCUGUACGGGGCUGCUAGUGACAUCAUCAGACACCUGAAGCAGCGUUUUCCUCCUCACACUCAACAUGCCAAGAUCUGGAUGCUGUGUGAUCUGAAUAUCCAGUUUGAGAAAGCUAUGAAUGAUGGGAAACAUAACCUGGCUGAACCUCAUGUCACCUCCAUCUCAGCCCUCAGCAGUACGGAGGGUCUUUACAGAAAAGCUCAGCUGUUGAAGGCUAUAAAACGAACAUCAGAAGCAUCUAAGAUCCUGCAGCAGCUACAGCAGCAGUGUGAGAAGAACAAGAAGACUGAGAUGCUCAUCAGGGUGAUGUUAGCCACCGCAGAGCUACACUGGGACUCCAGUGGAUUUUCGGCUGCUCUUCCUCUCCUGCUGAAGGCUCUAGCGCUCACACGCCAACACAACCUGCAGAGACUGGAGUCUAAAACUGUACUGCACCUCGCAUACACACAGUUGAUGUUGGGAGUACCAGAGCAGGCCCUUUCUCUGGUGGGUGACGUUUUGGAGAGUGUAUUAGCCCACAGUGCACUGAUGGAUAAAGCUAAAGCUCUGCUGCUAAUGGCACAGUGCCACAUAGCUCUGUCUGCAUCUGCCCCCGACCAAAACCGAACCCCCGCACUGGAGUUGGCAGUACAGACUCUGGACGAGGCCGGUCUGUAUUUCUCCCAGCUGGACUGUAAGCAGAGAUUGCGGGACGUUCAUUACCUGCAGGCUCGAUUACAUCACAAGCUGGGUAACGUCACGGAGCGCAAUAAAUGCGCCCUGCUGUUCCGCCUGCUGAACCAGGAACUGCUGCACUCGCCCGCCACGCCCGUGCAUCAGCUCUGAUCACACACAAACGUAUUCAUAGUCAUGAUGUCAAUAAUAAAAAAAUGCUGUAAAUUA